Vitrella brassicaformis is the source of this 3479-nucleotide messenger RNA. The record is from the annotation of a GenBank genome assembly. NCBI's taxonomy places the organism in Eukaryota, Vitrellaceae.
UCUGAAUCCUUCAUCCGUUCCGUCCCGUCCAGUGCUUUUUUUGGAGCGGCGUGGAGGCUGUAACUGACCAGACCGGCCCUGUUCGACACUCAGUCAGAUCCCACACCGCAUGGAGAGGUUGAGUGCUCUCUUCGGUGGGAGGUUCAAUGCGACAUCGGGUCCUGUGGUUGACUCUGAGGGCAGGGAAGUCCUUUUCGGCUUCAACAACUGGAUUAGGGUGAGCGAAUCAUCACACCAUGUACAGAGGUAUUGUUGUCGGUCCCCUUGGGCGCUGCAGGAUGAUGAGUUCUCCGGAGAUCUUUUGGACGCCCUCUCCCGAGAGCCGCGAGACCCCUCAAUCGACUAUCUAAUCUUGGCAUACGUAUUUGUGUUCGCCCUUCUCUUCGUUCUGACCUUCACCUCGCGGACCGGAGACAACCUGUUCUUGGAGCAGUAUCGCCGCUUCUUCCUCUGGCCGAUCUUCGCCAUGAUCGCCAACACCAUGCUGGCUGUCGGACUCUGUGAGGACGCACAUCCCACUCACCGUCAACAGGCAGGCGAAAGAAAGCGAAUGUGUGCUUGUGCGUGGAUCAGCUGUCCAUGACCACAUGCGGUGGUAUGAGGCGAGAGUGGGGGAGCGAGUGGCGGAGCGGCUGACUCUGGAGCGGCAGCAAGACCCAUCACAAGGCCGUCCACUGCUCUUGCCCGAUACGCAAACAUGGAAACGAGGUGGGCACAUAUGGAUGGACAUCGGAUGAAGCCGUCGGUACCUGCCGAAACAUCAAUCAACGUGUGCUAUCCUAUCAGGUUUGGGCUGGUUGAUAACAGACCCUGAGCGAGCGCGGGCGAUGCUGACAACCCUGGUAGGCAAUGCUGAAAGCCGUAGCUUAUGAAGCAAACGCACUGGUGCCUGCGUGCAGAACACGACAUCGCUGACGGUGGUGGUACUGAUGUUCUCGUUGACAAUCCUGGCGCUGCAGCUCUUUGCGUCAAACUACUCGCCGAGACUGACGCACAGCUACAUGCGCAGCUCUGAUAACGUCCGCUGUCUCAGGUAGGCAGAUAUGUGCCCGUCCGUUGAGGGCACUGAAGCCAGUGGCUGUAAUGGUGCCUGGUUUGCCUUUGUGUGCAGUAUUUUCGUUGGUGAGUGGCUGGCAGACUGGCAGGGAGGGAGGGAGGGACAAUAGAUGGAUGCACACGAAGGGAAUGGAUGAAUGGACAGGUUUCUUCGCAUACUGCUCCACGGUCCUGGCCUUCGUGGGCGGUUCGCACGAAGAGGAAGACCCAUUCUGCCCCAUGUGGGCUGUUGCUGCCCUGCCCCUAUGUGAGUGAGAGUCUCACAGCUGCCACGUUCCACCAUUGCCUUGUUCUUGGUCACUGUUGACGUGUGUACGUAAACCCUGCAGACACCAUGGUUCUUCUCUGGGUCCUGAUAUAUUUUAUGGACAGGUAGAGCCCUCAUAAGACGAGACACACGAUAAUGGCUACACAAGCAUGGCGCAUUUCUGUGGUGUCAGUUUCCUUCGUGGACUCCACCUAGAGUCGAUACUCCACAGGAUCGCCGAAGAACACAAAGACGAGCUGCGGAGAGCAAACCUGGGACGGUCGCUGGAGGAGCGCGGAUGGUCUGCAAGGAUGGCAGCCUGGCUCCGGAAAGUUUCGCGACGCUUCAGCAUGUGGAAAGUCGAUGUGCCAGCUCCAGAUGACGAGACCCGCCAGAUCGACGACUUGUCAGUGCAGGGUCGUAGUGCAGUCAAAUCGACUUGCUCUGGCUAUAUCCAUUCGGCGCGAUUGGAGUGGCUUGCUCACAAGCUACGCAGGGAGUCCCCCCCUCUGCAGCUAUGCUUUCGGCGUCGCGUCAUGAUCGGCGCAUUCAUCACCGAGGGGACAGUAUUGGUGAGCGAGGGAGCGAGCCGGGAAACCAGACAGUGGUGCUCGAUGUGUAAAAAAUGGUGUUUGUUCUUUUGCCCUGCUAGGCUUGGGUGAGGGUUCAUCCCGAUCCAGAGGGACGCCGUGUGAGACGGGCAGGUCACUUCAGCAGCCUCUUCAAGCAGCACACCCGUGCGACGACUGGCGAGCAGCAGUCCCAGACGGUGGGUGAAGAGCAGCUGCAGCGGGUGACCAGAAUCACAAACGCGGCGUUCCGUCUGGGUCUGGAGGACAAAGGCGGCGAGGGCAUCUCAUUCGGCCGUACGCCAGCAAGACAGAACGCAGAGAUCUCACUCGAUUCGUGUGUGCGUGUGUGUGUGUGUGUGUGAGGUGGUCAGUUCGUGAGAUCACCGAGGUGUGCAUGCGGAGCAUGACGUCGUCCGUCAACGACCCGGUACGGUACGACGGCAUCGACGCAUGCAGGCUGCCAUUGCCGAUGCGUCUGUAUUUGCUUCUGUAUGUGUGCAGCACGCGGCCGUGAGUGCGAUAGACCGGUUGAGUGACCUCCUCAAGGACUGCGUGCGCAACAGGCUGCAUCAUCGAUUCGUGCGCAUCAAAGGGGUGCGUGUGCACGCCAAGCAAGCACCGAGGGAGGAGGGAAAUCCGUGCGCAGCCCGCAGUUGUUCAUCUCUCUCUUUCUCUGUGUCUGUGUAUUUGUGCUUCAGAGGCUCUACGUGACGAUGCGUGUGUGGUCAUUCAGCGAGCUUCUUGCCAUGAGUAAGCAAUCUGUGAGCACGGCGAGGUGGGCUUCUCGCCUUUCUUGCCUGCCUCAAUCGAGGCAGGAGAGCAGCGUCCAUUCCCAUGUUUGUUUCCUGUUUCCUCCUUCCUAGGCAUGCACGGCCUGAGGCAUUACUGUCAGAGGGACCUGUUCAUCCUCGAUCGUCUGAUGGAUGUGCUCGCCGACCUGGCCUUCAUCUGCAUUGAAGGCCGAGGCAUCGCUGCGCCCCGUGAGGGGUUCGCGAGUCGCGAGGAGUUUGCUCGACGCCUGGUGGGCUGGCUGGCGAUCGGUGGACGAAUGUACUUGUACGUGUCUGUCUGUCUGUCUGUGUGUCUGUUUGUCCCCGCAGGUCAUCGUCAAGGGGUACUUCGACCAAUUGCUCGCAGACGCGCGGGGCAAGUAUCCCGAAGGCAGCAGUGAGAGAGCUGUGAUCGAGGCGGCGUACAUGAGGGCGCAGCACGUCACUAGCGAUUUAGAUUCCACCUCGUGUGCACCAGAGACGGAGCCGCACAACGUGACGGCGACUUUCGCCAGAGAGGAGACCAUGAGCGACCUGAGAAGCGAGGUCAGCCACUCCCUGAGUUAUGUGUGCUAGCUAGGUAGAAAGAAGGGGACUGACUGCCUGCGUCGAUCGCUGCAGUCAGCGAAAUUUUUCCUGUGUUGCCCGGGUUCGCUAUCUAUGCGUCUGUGUGUGGGUGGGUGUCUGUGUGUGUGUGUGUGUAUGUGUCAAUUCUGUGUCGUGUGUGCUGCUGUUUAUCUAACUGGUGCCGUUUUUAUGCGGUCGCGGUCUGUGUGUUUGGUGAGGCAUUCUGUAGCCUCGAUCAAGCAGGAAUGCCUGGCCUGGCCUCGUUUG